AUGGCGGAAUUGGUGAAGGAUAUUGAGAAAGAUGGUGAGAAGAAGAAGAAGAAGAAGAAGAAGAAGAAGCUGAGAAGAAGAGAAGCGCGAUCUUUGUUUGUUUUAUAUAGGGCAAAUUCCUGUGUGAGGACAGCUCUGAAUAACACAGUUGCCGGGUUACCAGCUAGGCUGAAGCACCAGGCAAGAGAAGUAGAACAAAAAUGCCAAACGGGACGCUCAGGAUUUGCUGCAUGCUGCCUUAUGCGGUAG
Messenger RNA from Trichophyton verrucosum HKI 0517, 249 nucleotides. RefSeq lists its product as uncharacterized. The record is from RefSeq and is a predicted model, not a curated record. NCBI's taxonomy places the organism in Eukaryota, Fungi, Ascomycota, Eurotiomycetes, Onygenales, Arthrodermataceae. The transcript has a single exon. The coding region runs from base 1 to 249 and encodes 82 amino acids.